CUCAGAAAAGGGGCGGGGAGAACGGGUGCCGGGAAGGCGAUUCGGGGCGGGGAACGGGGGGCGCGUGCGCACUCCGCAGCUCUUCCUGGCGCUUCCAUCUGGCGUUGUGGUUGAGCUCCGCUUGUCUUCUCUCUUCCCUUCUCUGCGAUCUUACGAGUAGCAGGCAGCGGUCCCCAGUUGGGCCGGUCGGCGAGCUCUUGAGGGUGUGGCAAGGAACGGGCCGCGUACGCUUGGAGGACGCUGUGGAGCGGAAAGGCAGCUCCCGCACCAUGGCUGAAAACCGAGAGCCCCGCGGGGCCGUCGAGGCUGAACUGGACCCGGUGGAGUACACCCUUCGGAAACGCCUUCCCCACCGCCUGCCCCGGAGGCCCAAUGACAUUUACGUCAACAUGAAGACUGACUUUAAGGCCCAGCUGGCCCGCUGCCAGAAGCUGCUGGACGGAGGGGCGCGGGGUCAGAACGCAUGCACUGAGAUCUACAUUCACGGGUUGGGCCUGGCCAUCAACCGUGCCAUCAACAUCGCCCUGCAGCUGCAGGCGGGCAGCUUCGGGUCUUUGCAGGUGGCUGCCAAUACCUCCACUGUGGAGCUUGUGGAUGAGUUGGAACCAGAGACGGAUACACGGGAGCCACUAACCCGAACGCGAAACAACUCCGCCAUCCACAUCCGGGUCUUCAGGGUCACACCCAAGUAAUUGAAAUGAAGCCCCCCCACCAGCACACCCAGCUAGGUCCCAGCGUGGCUGUCUUGACUCUUGUGCUAAGUACUGUCACGGACCUCCUGUGAGAGCCAUGUAAGAAGCCCAUUUCCUCAGCCCGAAGGACAGAAUUGAGGGUGGGAAGGUAAUUUCUCUUACUGGGCCCAAGCAGUGGAUUUUCCGUGUCCUGGACAAUAAAAAGUAUUUAGUUGUGUUAGUGCCCUGCCA
This is a messenger RNA of Chinchilla lanigera (long-tailed chinchilla), 923 nucleotides long. It is a transcript of the gene Pop7, whose product is annotated as POP7 homolog, ribonuclease P/MRP subunit. Bases 270 to 692 code for a protein of 140 amino acids. The transcript is spliced from 2 exons. Gene Ontology annotation, cellular component: nucleolar ribonuclease P complex; nucleus; ribonuclease MRP complex. Gene Ontology annotation, biological process: tRNA 5'-leader removal. Lineage: Eukaryota; Metazoa; Chordata; Mammalia; Rodentia; Chinchillidae. Gene Ontology annotation, molecular function: nucleic acid binding. The record is from RefSeq and is a predicted model, not a curated record.